Penicillium cataractarum is the source of this 3585-nucleotide messenger RNA. It is a transcript of the gene ctpA, whose product is annotated as Cu(2+)-transporting P-type ATPase CCC2. The record is from RefSeq and is a predicted model, not a curated record. Gene Ontology annotation, cellular component: membrane. Gene Ontology annotation, molecular function: copper ion binding; ATP hydrolysis activity; ATP binding. Bases 1 to 3585 code for a protein of 1194 amino acids. Gene Ontology annotation, biological process: monoatomic cation transport; copper ion homeostasis. Lineage: Eukaryota; Fungi; Ascomycota; Eurotiomycetes; Eurotiales; Aspergillaceae. The transcript has a single exon.
AUGUCUGGAGAACUUCGUGGUGCCGACACCGCGUCCCCCGCCGAUCGACUGCCCACCAUGGCCACAACAACGAUCAAAGUGGAUGGAAUGACAUGCGGUGCCUGUACCUCUGCCGUUGAGGGUGCGUUUAAGGGGGUGGAAGGGGCGGGCGAUGUGUCCGUCAGUCUGAUCAUGGGUCGCGCCGCAAUUCAACACGAUCCGUCGAUACUUUCGCCCGCCAAAGUUGCGGAGAUGAUUGAAGAUUGCGGAUUCGAUGCCGCGGUUCUGUCCACCGAAGGACAUGUUAAAUCAGUGGAUGGCGAUGCGCUGGACGAUCUGGCGUCGACAUUCUCGACGACCACGCUCGCCAUCGAAGGUAUGACCUGCGGCGCAUGCACAUCUGCGGUGGAAAGUGGUCUCAAGGAUGUCGCUGGAGUGAACUCGGUCACCGUUUCGCUACUCUCCGAGCGCGCGGUGGUGGAGCACGAUGUCCAGACCAUCACGCCAGAGCAAAUCGCCGAGCUGAUCGAGGACCGUGGAUUCGGUGCUCGAGUGGUCGAAACAAAAGCAUCGCCUGCCGGCCAAGAGAAUUCGUCCAAACUUGCCAACCGGACGGAAAGCAAACCAGGGCAUUUGGUGACGACAGUUGCCAUCGGUGGUAUGACCUGUGGGGCUUGUACAUCCAGUGUUCAAAAUGCCGUUGCCAAUGUGGACGGCGUGAUCCAGUUCAACAUCAGUCUGCUAGCUGAGCGUGCCGUGAUUGUACAUGAUCCGUCGAUACUGCCUGCCCAAAAUAUAGUCACGAUGGUGGAGGAUGCCGGCUUCGAUGCAUGUAUUGUCUCAUCUGAACCUCAAGAGCCGCUCUCAAGGAAAACCCAGCAGCUCAACAUGAGCAUUCAUGGUCUGAGGGACGCAACCUCUGCUUCAGCACUGGAGGAGGAGCUCCUCAGUCGACCAGGUAUUCAGUCUGCGUCUGUCAAACUAGCAACUUCCCACUUACUUGUUACUUUCGACACAUCCAUCAUCGGCAUUCGAUCUGUAUUUGAAAUCAUCGAGGGUGCUGGUUACAAUGCAUUGAUUGCUGAUACUGAUGACACAAAUGCACAGCUGGAGUCCUUGUCGAAAACGAAAGAAAUCCAGGAAUGGCGCCGCGCUUUCAUAACCUCGGUCUCUUUCGCUGUUCCAGUGUUCCUCAUCAACAUGAUCUUCCCAAUGUAUCUGCGCCCAAUCGACUUUGGCAGACUUCAGUUGAUCCCAGGUCUUUAUCUGGGUGACCUGAUCUGUUUCGGUCUGACGAUACCUGUACAAUUUGGCAUUGGUCGACGGUUCUACGUCACCAGCUACAAAUCACUCAAGCAUAAAUCCCCAACCAUGGACGUUCUCGUCAUGUUGGGUACAUCCGCAGCUUUCUUCUAUAGCUGCUUCACCAUGUUCAUGGCUAUCUUUAGCGAUCAACACAAACGACCAAGCACUGUUUUUGAUACUAGUACCAUGCUCAUCACAUUCAUCACACUCGGAAGAUGGCUAGAGAACCGGGCGAAAGGCCAAACAUCUGCCGCCCUCUCCCGCCUCAUGUCUUUGGCUCCUUCGAUGACCACCAUUUACGAAGACCCUAUUGCGGCCGAGAAACUGGCCGAUGGGUGGACCUCGCAAGCUACAUCCAAUGAGGCUAAGCCCACGUUAGCAGACGAUGCCACGGUGAACCAGAAAAUUAUUGAUACUGAAUUGAUUCAAGUCGGCGACAUCGUCAUCCUCCGUCCCGGUGAUAAGGUCUCCGCGGACGGCAUUGUUAUUCGUGGUGAAAGUUACGUCGAUGAGAGCAUGAUAACGGGCGAAGCCCUGCCUAUCCACAAGAAGAAGGGUAGCCAUGUGGUCGCCGGUACCGUGAACGGAACGGGCUCAAUUGACUUCAAGGUUAUCCGGGCAGGUAAAGACACCCAGCUGAGCCAGAUUGUCAAGCUCGUCCAGGAUGCACAGACGAGCCGCGCCCCGAUUCAGCGCAUGGCUGAUAUCGUGGCUGGUUAUUUCGUCCCAACUAUCAUCGGUCUUGGCCUGAUUACCUUCUUCGGUUGGAUGUUCCUCAGCCAUAUCUUGUCUAACCCGCCCCAAAUCUUCCAAUCAGAGGACAGCGGUGGCCGAGUGAUGGUCUGCCUUAAGCUCUGUAUUUCAGUCAUCGUCUUCGCCUGUCCCUGCGCCCUGGGUCUUAGUACCCCCACUGCCGUCAUGGUGGGAACUGGUGUUGGUGCUGAGCAUGGUAUCCUCGUCAAGGGCGGUGCUGUUCUCGAAGCCGCCACUAAAGUCAAUCAUGUCGUCUUCGACAAGACUGGUACCCUGACUACGGGUAAGAUGAGCGUAGAUCACGUUCGGAUGGAGCCUCACUGGACGGCAAAUGACUGGCGCCGCCAACUGUGGUGGUUGAUUGUCGGUCUCGCAGAGAUGGGCAGUGAACACCCGAUUGGCCGUGCCAUUCUCUCCGAAGCCAAGUCUGAAUCUGGUCAUCCAGGGGAAGACGGGUUACCUGGAAGCGUCGGCGAUUUUGAUGCGUGUGUCGGCAAGGGUAUUUCGGCUGUCGUUGAGCCUGCCUCUAGCGUGGAGCGUGUCCGCUACCAGGUUCUUCUGGGCAAUGCAGACUUCCUACGCUCAAGAGAUGUGCCCGUGCCCGCAGCGGCUGACCCUGACUCUUUGGAAGCCCCAGAGGAGACGGGGCAGGUGGCCCCGAAACCAACUGGUGCUGCCUCUGGCAUCACACGUAUCCAUGUUGCCAUCGAUAACCGAUACGCGGGAACCAUCUCCCUUCGUGACAGCAUCAAGGAUACUGCAGUCGCUGCAAUCGCAGCCCUCCACCGCAUGGGAAUAUUCACCUCCAUGGUGACCGGCGACACAUUGUCCACCGCGCUCUCAAUUGCCUCGGCCGUGGGUAUUCCAGCAUCAGCAGUCCACGCAUCCGCCUCUCCAUCCGAUAAGCGUGCUAUCAUUUCUUCCCUCCAGCUGAAUGGCGAGCGCAUCGCCAUGGUCGGCGAUGGAAUCAACGAUUCCCCAGCGCUGGCCACUGCAUCCGUUGGUAUCGCACUAUCCUCCGGCACCGAUGUCGCCAUGGAGGCAGCGGACAUUGUCCUCAUGCGUCCGGACGACCUGCUCUCCGUACCAGCCAGUCUGUCACUGUCACGCUCGGUUUUCAACCGCAUCAAGCUCAACCUCGUUUGGGCAUGCCUCUACAAUGUCAUCGGUCUCCCCUUCGCCAUGGGUCUUUUCCUUCCCUUCACGGGCUUCAUGCUUCCUCCCAUGGCUGCUGGUGCUGCAAUGGCGGCGUCUAGUGUCUCAGUUGUGGUUAGCAGCUUGCUUCUGAAACUCUGGCGUCGUCCUUCCUGGAUGAAGGUCGAGCGGUUGGAGAAGGAACUGGGCUCGGGAGCCAUUCCUGCCAAUGGCGUCUCGCGCAAGUCUGGUUGGUGGUCUCCCGCUACGAUCCUGUCGGAUCACCCCCGGUCUAUCACCCGCUGGAUCGGUGAUAGUGUGUCGUCGCUCUGGGCCACGAUUACUGGAAGGCGGACCGUUGUUCGCGAGGACGAAGGUUACGUGCCGCUGCAGACUGUUGAGUCUCCUGUUUAA